AUGCUUAACAUUUCAGUCCGGAACAAGCACAAAGACUCUGUCUAUCAGAAACUUCAAAAGCUAUUACCUAAGAUCGAAGCAUCUCUUAAAGGAAGCAAGAUCCUUUACGCUAAUGUAUAUGAUCCUAUGUUGGACAUGAUGCAAAACCCUAACAAAUACGGUAUUAGUCGUUCAUGUUUUGCAAGUUUCCUGGCUUUAAAGAGACGAAGAGAGGAUGUUGUGGAACAGGGCAUUUGGAGAUGA
This is a messenger RNA of Eruca vesicaria subsp. sativa (arugula), 243 nucleotides long. The record is from the annotation of a GenBank genome assembly. Lineage: Eukaryota; Viridiplantae; Streptophyta; Magnoliopsida; Brassicales; Brassicaceae.